This is a messenger RNA of Trichomycterus rosablanca, 2866 nucleotides long. RefSeq names its product highly divergent homeobox (gene hdx). Gene Ontology annotation, molecular function: RNA polymerase II cis-regulatory region sequence-specific DNA binding; DNA-binding transcription factor activity, RNA polymerase II-specific. Lineage: Eukaryota; Metazoa; Chordata; Actinopteri; Siluriformes; Trichomycteridae. Gene Ontology annotation, biological process: regulation of transcription by RNA polymerase II. The record is from RefSeq and is a predicted model, not a curated record. Bases 614 to 2719 code for a protein of 701 amino acids. The transcript has 10 exons.
CGUAUCUGCAGGGUGGGGGCCGGACUAUGUGUGGGUGGGUCUUCAUCCGCUGUGUAAGGACCGUGAUUGGUGGAAGAGACGCCUGUGCAGAAUGCAGGGACGAGAAGAGGAGGGCUGUACACGUGACGGAAGAGGCGUGUACAGCGGCAUGCUCUCCUCGGAUGCAAUCUGGUAUCUCUCAGCAGCGGAAGACAAAAUUGAGUGCGCUAAAUCGGGAGGAAUAUGGGGAGAGAGAAAAAACUGAUGAAUCUUGUGUAACGAGUUUCUACCUGUUUAAUAUUUUUUAUUUAAUAUUGAUUCAUUCAUUCACACUCGGUCCCAAUAUUGAUGAUGUUUCCUGCUGUACCUCUCAUUAUUCUCCCUUGUAUUCCAGAUUGAGUUUGAGCUGACCAGAGAGCUGAUAGGCGAUCCCGAUGCCAGCGUAGAGUCGGGCAGAGCCGUGCCAUGCUACAGAGUGACUAACCCUGUCCAAUAGCAUCCCAACAUGCUAGAACUUGUUCGGUUGAAACUAUAAAGUCCUCAGGGAAGUGAAAGUAGCUGAUUGUGAUUUGGUGCUGAAUGGCUCGUCGCUGGAGAACAGUGGUCCUGAUCUCGUCCUUACCUCACCUGAAGCAUGGAAGCAUGGCAGGAGAAACGGAGUGUGCACACUAUGAAUCUUCGGUCCGUGUUCACUGCAGAACAGCAGCGUAUCCUUGAGCGGUACUACAAAAAUGGCAUGACCAAUCAGAGUAAGGGCUGCUUUCAGCUCAUCCUGCAGUGCGCACAGGAGGUCAAACUUGACUUCAGCGUAGUCCGGACAUGGGUUGGCAAUAAGAGACGAAAGCUGGCCUCCAAGGCUGAGAAGAAUGGAGUGGUGGGUCUAUCUAACCAUGCCAUUGUGAGUGCCAGUGGUGCCCUUGUGGUUUCCCCGGUGUUAACCUCAGAGCUAGCUGCUGUUCGUAAUGUUCAGCAUGGACCAGCUGUAGCUCACCUCCUGCCUCCACCAUCCUCAUGCCCUUCUUCCACCUCUUCUUCCUCAACCUCAUCCUCACCCUCCUCUAAUGGACUCAAGAACAACAACGACGUCAUAGUGACUGGUGCUUACAGCCUCCAGCGCAUCGCCAACCGCCCAGAUGCUUCAUCUCAGAGCAGGGUGGCGGCAAAAGUGGUGCCCUUGAAUUCCAACCCUGAGCAGAGUCUGCACUCUCGACUGGUGCUGCACCCAGAUGUUGCUUCUCUCCAGCGCAAAUCCCCUCAGGUCCCCAUGCUAAACCAGAUGAGGAAGACAAUCUCACUCAGAGACCUGGCAUCUGUGCCCCCUAGCUGGGCAAAGCAAUACGGAGCUCCACAGCACCAGCCUUGGCCGCAGGUUUCACACCAACAAACAUCAGCAAACCUUCACCGAACUCCUCCUGCCAGUCCUGCAGACAGUGGAGUUCGGAUUCAGCAGGUUUUCACCAUCGCUGGGCUCACGGACUCCUCACCUCGACCUUCUCCUGGUACCAGUCAGGAUCACGGGGUGAGAAAAAUAAACAUGCCCAGCUCCUCAGAUACUUUUUCGAUAGCGAUGGAAACAGGAGAUGCGGAUGAUGAGUAUUCAAGAGAGGAGGAGUUGGCCAACAUGAGCGCCCAGUUGCACCUCAGCAAGUCCACAGGAAGUACCAGUGCUGUGGAGGGCAACAGGAGCUCAACAGGAGAGCCUCAUCAGAUCAGCAACCAGGGUGUUUAUGCUGUGACAGCAAGGUCCCAGUUUCAUGUGGGGCAGAAUUCUCCACAUUCCCCAAAUUCAGCCCUGUUUGGGGAGAAGGGGUGUCAAACCAACAGCCCUCUGUUGCUUAGUACAACUUCACAUGGCAGCUUCCCAGUCUCAGAGACUUCUCCAUCAAGGGUACCCGACCUCAAGGAAAGUAUGAUGUCGGCUCCCUGGCUUCUCAGUAACUCAAGGAAAAGAACGCUCCAGGAUCGAACCCAGUUUAGCAAUGGGGAUCUGUACACGCUGAAGAGGUACUGGGAUAACGGCAUGACCAGUCUGGGCUCCGUGUGCAGAGAGAAGAUCUCAGCAGCUUCUACUGAGCUCAAUGUGGACGCCGAAAUCAUUAAGACGUGGAUCGGCAAUCGCAGAAGGAAGUACAGACUGAUGGGCAUUGAAAUUCCACCUCCCAAAGGAGGACCAGUGACCUUUCCUAAAGUAGCAGGUACGGAGCUGCCACCAUCUUCCACCCCUGAGGGGGACGGGGUUAGGUACACAGCACCCCAGCAGGAUGGGGAGCAAAGUGAUGCAGUGUCACUCUGUCUGUCUGAAGAUGGAGCAAGUGACUCUUACCUGAAGGAGAACGACGACGUGAAUGAUGGGUCGAAUAGUUCUGUCCUUAAUGAGAACAUGAAGAUUGAAAUUAUUGAUGAAGAUGAUGACGAUGAUGUUGACGAUGAAGGUGAUGUGAUGGCCACAGACAUGGAGCAAAUGCAAAGUUUUUUAGAGUACAAACACGAGGAGGUUCAGUACCUUGAGAGCGAGUUGGAGAGCCAGAAGAGGAAAUACCAUGAGCUGAUGACCUUCACCAAACACCUACUGACAGCGCUAAAGAGCAACGACACAGAAAAACAGCAGGAGCUGUUAUCCAGCCUACCUCACCAUAUUGAAGACGACAUCGCGGCGAGUCAAGAACGGGAUGUUGAGAUGAACUGUAACCAGAAGGAUUCCUCUGUAUCAGAGGGGGACGGAGGUACAGAACCUGUGUGACUGUAAUCCCUCCUCUCCUGUACUAAACACUCCGCACCGUGCCUGUGGACGUUUUCUGAACCGUUACGGACCUGCUGCGGCCUUUUUUGCCGACUAUCAUUCUUGUGUGGAUUUAACUGUCAAUAAACAUCUCUAAGUUAAACAUCA